CUCAACGAUGUCGCGGUUGAUUGUUAAAAAUCUACCAGCAUACCUAACGCCAGAUCGCCUCAGGAAUCACUUCGAACAAAAAGGCGCCCCCCCUGGAACCAUCACAGAUGUGAAAGUUUCGCUCAAGCCAGAUGGCACUUCACGUCGAUUUGGUUUCGUCGGCUUCAAGACAGAUCAAGAAGCAACCGCUGCAAGGGACUGGUUCGACCGUACGUUUGUUGACUCGACCAGAAUCAAUGUUAUGGUUGUCGAGGGCGCGAAAGAUGCUCCAGCUCCCCGACCAAAUAAGAAGAGACGCCUGGAGGAUGCCGUUGCAGACCCAGGACCUUCAUCGCGAGCACAUGUUCACAAGGCAGACAAGAAUGGUAAGACGAGCGCACCGGCCCCUCCGACAUCAGCCUCUCCACUGGAUCAGUUCAUGGAUGUCAUGCAACCCCGCACGAAAAAAGGUCCAUUAUGGGCAAAUGAAGCCCAGGAAUCUCAUCCGGUUCUACCUACUGACCCUCCAGAGACAACUACAACAUCUGAAGGACCCGACGAUAAUGAGGGUGUCUCGGACCUCGAAUGGAUGCGACGUCGUAUGAAGCUGGCGUCGGAUUCACCACCCGAUAAAGUCUUUGAGCAAUCGGGCGAUGAGGACGACGUUGACCACAGCGCUGUUCCUGAAGAACCACAGGAUCCAGCAACAAAGACGAUUAUGCAGACGUCUCGGUUAUUCCUUCGAAAUCUUCCCUUCUCGUGUACGGAAGCCCGAGAUUAUGGAGUUCAUAUACCCAUAGACUCCUUGUCCAAGCAGUCCAAGGGUUUAGCCUAUGUGACAUUUAAGCAGCCGGCGUCUGCCCUAUCAGCGUAUGAGGCGCUGGACAAGAAGUCGUUCCAAGGUCGUCUUCUUCACAUCAUUCCCGCUGUUGACCGUAAAGGCAAAUUCGAAGUGGUAGAGGGCGAGGGUAAAAUGAAAUCAUUAAAAGAUGAGAGGGGUUCUCGGCGUAAAGCCACAGCUGGGCGAGAGUUCAAUUGGAGUAUGUUGUACAUGAAUAGCGAUGCGGUGGCAUCGUCUGUUGCCGAUCGAAUGGGAAUUGCGAAAGCAGAUAUCCUCAACCCUGAGUCAGAUAAUGCGGCAGUGAAGCUUGCGCUUGCGGAGACACAUGUGAUUCAAGAGACGAAAUCGUAUCUCGAGUCCCAGGGGGUCAUCUUAUCGUCGUUUUCCUCCCGGGCGCGAUCUGAUACUACCAUACUCGUGAAGAACAUUCCCUAUGGCACCACCGCCGAUCAGAUACGUGAAAUGUUCGAGGUACACGGGGAACUCAGCCGCGUCAUCGUACCACCCGCAGGUACUAUGGCAGUGGUGGAACUCGUACAUGCGGAUGAAGCUGCCAAAGCUUUUCGAGCUGUGGCUUACCGACGUCUCGGAAAUAGCGUCGUCUACCUGGAGAAGGAUGGUGCAGGAAACACUGACCGCACGCUAACAACUGCAUUCAAGCCGAUCACGAUCGCUGAGCAAGAAGCUGGAAGCGGUGUUGGUGAGGACGAACCUGCUUUGUCUGCUGGGAGUACUCUAUUCGUCAAGAAUCUGGCUUUCAGCACCACCACAGAGCGUCUGAUGCAAGUCUUCCGAAAUCUUCCUGCAUUCUCGUUCGCGCGAGUACAGACCAAGCCUGACCCCAAACGACCCACCGUCCCUGGUACUGAAGCUCCACGGCUGAGUAUGGGUUAUGGCUUCGUAGGGUUCAAGACGGCUGAAGAUGCGAAGAAGGCCAUGAAGAGCAUGCAGGGCUUUACACUUGAUGGUCAUUCAUUGCACGUCAAGUUCGCUGGGCGCGGAACAGAAGACGACGCUAAGGACAAGACAGCUGCCAAGAGCAGGUCGACGAAGAUGAUAGUGAAGAAUGUACCAUUCGAAGCUACGAAGAAGGAUAUCAGAGAGCUCUUUAGCGCUCAUGGUCAUCUCAAGUCCGUACGCCUUCCGAAGAAGUUUGACUCGCGUUCGCGUGGUUUCGCAUUCUUGGAGUUCCUCACCAGGCACGAGGCAGAGAACGCAUACGCUGCACUACGACACACCCAUUUGCUUGGGAGACAUCUUGUACUUGAGUGGGCGGAAGAGGCUGAGCAAGACAUAGAAGUGCUACGGAAAAAAGCAGGCGUGGGAUAUGGUGACGGUGCUGAACUGCCUGGUCGUAAACGAAAGCUCGAAAUUGCGGGAGAUGAUGGUGGUGGUGACGAGGAAUGAUGCCACAGAUAGAAUACACUAGUAUCCACCCGCCUCCUAUCAUACAUAGACGCGUCAAUUUCCACGCCACCGACACUCAAUUAAUGACACUAAAAUAGUACCACAACUUUCAAGCUAAAACCAC
This is a messenger RNA of Suillus paluster, 2351 nucleotides long. RefSeq lists its product as uncharacterized. The record is from RefSeq and is a predicted model, not a curated record. Gene Ontology annotation, molecular function: RNA binding. The transcript has 6 exons. NCBI's taxonomy places the organism in Eukaryota, Fungi, Basidiomycota, Agaricomycetes, Boletales, Suillaceae. The coding region runs from base 8 to 2227 and encodes 739 amino acids.